UUUGUGUCACCAUCCAGUGCAUGGAGCUUUUGUGCUUUCAGGGCCACUGGUUGACAUUUUUUCUUUUGGGCCAUAUUUGAUGAUGGACUUUUUAUCGGUUGUUUGAAGAUCCCAUGCCUCGUGAGACCUGCAUUUUCCUUUUGAAAAAUAAGCCAACCACUCUUGGAAUUUUCUCUUUCUUUUUUAUAAUUGGAUGCCUAUAAAAUAUUCCACAAGAAAUGUCAGAGAUUCAAGGUUAUUUAUGUUCAAAGGGCUUAUCUUUAUAAUAUAAAUACAUCAAAAGCUCAAGCAACCAAAAGCACCAAACCUUAUCAAAUUCUGCUUUUUCUUUCUACUUUGUGUUUGCUCUUUUGUUCCUGUUCUUCUUCUUCAUCUUCUUCUUCAAUAUGGGUGAAAUACAAAGACUUGUGCUUCAUCAACCAUGUUCAGUUACAGUACACCAAGAGUUCCAUGCUGGAUUAGAAGAUCAAUGGACGACCACCAAGGGAGAUGAUCGCUACUACAACGUUGCAUCUUCAACAUCGUCAUUUGAAGAUUCAACGAUUUCAAGUGAAUCGCUAUCUUCACUAGACUUGGCAGACGAUGCAUGUUCAUCAACUUCGAAUUCUUCAUCUCAAUCCAAUGGACCAUUAGAGGAUUUCACGGAGCUUUUUGCUCAACUGCCAAUCAAGAGAGGACUAUCAAUGUUCUAUCAGGGGAAGUCUCAGUCUUUUACAUCUCUAUCAAGUGUAAAGAGCAUAGAAGACCUUCCAAAGAAGGUAAAUUCAUACAGCAGGAGACUGAAUACAUGUAAGAGCUAUGCAGGUGGCUUGGACAACCACAAGUCUUCUUACACCCUUCCAAAGGCUCCAACUUUUAAGAAGGCAUCGAAAAGUUCUCUGUCUUUUGUCCAAGUUAGAAGAGGCAGUACUUUGGCUGGUUGUAGACCUCCUUCCAUUCCUGUAUAUGAUGAGAGCUUUUGAUACCUGAGCACUUCCAACAUUAAAUUGGCCAUUUUUUUUCCCUUAACUUUUGCUUGUAAAAUAGGAAUGCAAAUGAAAAUCAUGUGGCUGGCUUUGUAGGCGAUAUUUACUCUCUCAGCAUUAAUGAGAGUUUCUAAUAGAGACUACUACACUUCAUUCAAUUAUACUAAAA
This is a messenger RNA of Benincasa hispida (wax gourd), 1134 nucleotides long. Lineage: Eukaryota; Viridiplantae; Streptophyta; Magnoliopsida; Cucurbitales; Cucurbitaceae. The record is from RefSeq and is a predicted model, not a curated record.